UCCUGUACGUGUCUACUGAGCGGAUGUUUCGAACACAACAUGGCGACUUCAGAUGAGGAGUCUCUUUGCAAACUCCCACUCGGAUUCGCUGGUGAAAUCGUGACAACGGUUUUGUACACCUCGCUUACCAUCGUCGGAUCGUUGGGAAACAUAUUCGUGAUCCUUACUAUCCACCGGACACCAACUUUGAGGAACGUGUGCGGAAUUUUAAUAGCAAAUGUCGCUGUGUCUGAUUUGAUGGUGACAGCAGUAGUAAUGCCUCUUGUAGUGUAUGUCCUAAUUCAGGGGUUUUUUGAUAAAUGCAUAAUCCAUGCUCCGAUUUUCGCUGCCUGGGUAAUAGCACUUUUCUCUGCCAGUUCCUCGCUACUGACGCUAACUACCCUCAGUGUGGAUCGCUGCUUUGCCAUCUGCCAUCCGAUGAAACACAAAACGAUUGUAACUGUAUCAAAAGCAAAGAUAGCCAUCGCAAUGACAUGGAUAGCAUCUUUGACCCUCCCUCUUUUAGAGACAUUCUAUACCGGAUCAGCCCUCGCCAAAUUUCUUCAGGUCAUUGGUUUGGCUUGCUCGUAUUCGGUCAUAAUCGUCAGCGGUAUUUUUACAAUCAAGAAUGUUCGCGCCAAUUCAAGACAAAUAGGAUCACUUCACCAGGAUCAAGGAACAUCUCGCCUCGCCGCAGAUUUGAGCCAGAGGAACAAACAAGUCGCCAAGACGAUUGCACUCGUUGUAGUCGUCUUCACCCUGUGUUGGAUCCCGAUCGCGUAUCUUACAGGUAUUGAGAUCGGUGAGGACAGGAAUAAUAGAAUCUAUUUCUGGUUUGCUACAGUGGGACUCGCUAACUCAACAGUAAACCCGUGGAUUUAUUUCUGUCGGCAGCCAAACUACCGCAAAGCGCUAAAAUCUUUGCUCAGAUGUAAACGAGGUGCAUCUAACUAG
Messenger RNA from Pocillopora verrucosa, 933 nucleotides. Its product is annotated as QRFP-like peptide receptor. Gene Ontology annotation, biological process: G protein-coupled receptor signaling pathway. NCBI's taxonomy places the organism in Eukaryota, Metazoa, Cnidaria, Anthozoa, Scleractinia, Pocilloporidae. Gene Ontology annotation, molecular function: G protein-coupled receptor activity. The record is from RefSeq and is a predicted model, not a curated record. Gene Ontology annotation, cellular component: plasma membrane.